UCUUUAGAGAACAGCUUGGUGCUAGUAAUGAUUUCAAGGGCCACAUCUAGCUUCAAAAGUGUCCAUGAAGGGCUUCAGAUGUUCCCUGAACCACCCCAAGAUUUGGUGUUACCCUCUCUGGAAACAAACUCUAGCUCAGCCUCAGCCUCGGCCUCAACCUCAGCCUCAGGUUCGCAAUCUAGUUCCCUCCUCUUCAAUCUCUCUAUUCUGAAGGACAAACUCAGUGAGGUUCAGACCCUGGUAAGUGUUAUUCUCUCCCCAAAUCAAUGCCUACCCGAGUCAACUUCCAUGGCCAUAUCCAGCAUGAACUCCACAAUCCACGAAAUCAUAGUCACUGCCACAUCAAUGAUGUUCACCUGCCAACACAUGGCUCUCACCACCCUUCCAGGUACUAAUAGUAAUACUACUACAUGCACAAACAAAUUGCACCACCAGAACAAGUUAUUGCCUCACUCAAAUAAUUUUGGCACAAAUACAAGUGUCCUUGGUAAUAACACAGACACAAAUAUUAUUGACCCUAAUCAGGGUUUGUUUUCUAGUACUGAGUCAGAUGCACUAGACUGGUUUACUGAAAGCUAUGACAACAACCAUGAUAAUAGCAAUAUUAGUAGGAUUAAGGAGGAUGAUCCUAGCGUUUCAAUUAGUGAAAACAAUAGAGGGCUUUCAGCAAAUAAUAGCGACAUAAUUGAAUUGGAUGCUGCGGAUUUGUUGGCUAAGUACACACACUAUUGCCAAGUUUGUGGCAAAGGGUUCAAGCGUGAUGCAAAUUUGAGGAUGCACAUGAGGGCUCAUGGGGACGAGUACAAGACCAAUGCUGCAUUGAGUAACCCAAUGAAGAGUUUGGAAGGUGGAAAAGAUCAGUGUUUGAUGAGUGUGAAAGCAAAGAGAUAUUCGUGCCCUCAAGAAGGGUGUAGGUGGAACCAAAGGCAUGCCAAGUUUCAGCCACUGAAGUCCAUGAUUUGUGCCAAGAACCAUUACAAGAGGAGCCAUUGCCCCAAAAUGUACGUGUGCAAGAGGUGCAACCAGAAGCAGUUCUCGGUGCUUUCUGAUCUGAGGACACAUGAGAAGCACUGUGGGGAUCUCAAGUGGCAGUGCACGUGUGGCACCUCGUUUUCUAGGAAAGAUAAGCUUAUGGGGCAUGUUGCUUUGUUCGUGGGGCACCAACCUGCUAUCAUCAACAAUGGUUUGUCAUAUUCUGCCAAAUUAAUUGGAGCACCACGUACACAUUGAUGGUAGCUCAAGAUGAUUUUUAUGUCUUCAUAUGAUUCAUAAAGAGGUGCAGCUUCAAUGUAUAUUUGUAGCAGUUGGGCUUGUCUGCAUGCCAUUGCCUUGAAGAUAUCUCUGGUCUCGCUAUACAGUUUGAGUGGCGCUGGCUCGGUGGCGGAUUUUUGGAUCAUGGAAUGGAGGCUAUUUUGUCUUGCACUUCCUCACCACUAUUUGUUUAAUCCAUCCAUAACUUAGGUUACCACCAUAUAUGUUCAUGUUCUUCUCUAUUUUCUGAGUGCUUUUUCUACAGAUUACCCUGUAAUUAUAUUCCUUUAAAGAGACUAAAUAAGUGUGCUUUGCCCUUAAUUUAUAUUUAGUGAUCGAACACUAUUAAAAAAUCUAUAUUAACGGUUAAUUGUU
Messenger RNA from Cajanus cajan (pigeon pea), 1626 nucleotides. Its product is annotated as protein SENSITIVE TO PROTON RHIZOTOXICITY 2. The record is from RefSeq and is a predicted model, not a curated record. Gene Ontology annotation, biological process: response to acidic pH; response to aluminum ion. NCBI's taxonomy places the organism in Eukaryota, Viridiplantae, Streptophyta, Magnoliopsida, Fabales, Fabaceae.